Cydia pomonella (codling moth) is the source of this 1293-nucleotide messenger RNA. Its product is annotated as procathepsin L-like. Gene Ontology annotation, cellular component: lysosome. Gene Ontology annotation, molecular function: cysteine-type endopeptidase activity. Bases 62 to 1045 code for a protein of 327 amino acids. Lineage: Eukaryota; Metazoa; Arthropoda; Insecta; Lepidoptera; Tortricidae. The transcript has 5 exons. The record is from RefSeq and is a predicted model, not a curated record.
UAACUUCAACAGUGAGUCUACUGGUAACGUUCUAGUAAGCUCAUAACUAUCAACAAACACCAUGUUUCUUCCGAUUGUCCUGGCGACGGUCUGCCUUGCCAGCAGCACGGUCUUGGCUGCAUAUGACAAGCCAUUCUACGACGUGGAAGACGCUGAGAACUUGUUCAAGGACUUUGUCCAAGAGCACAAGAAAGUAUACCACCGAAGGGAGUAUUAUGAAAGGCUUGGGAUUUUCAAGAAAACCUUGAAAGAUGUAAAUGAGCGAAAUGCCGAGUUUCCUGAUACCGUGUUUGAAGUGAACCACUUUGCUGAUUUAUAUCCUCAUGAGCUAGAGCAAUACAAUGGUUUCAAACUUCCGGAGAAUAUAGCGAGUGUAAAACUUCCCGAUGGGCCGAUUCCUACGGAGGCCCAGUUUGACUGGCGGGACAAACAUGCUGUUUCGCACGUUAAGAGCCAAGGACAGUGCGGUAGUUGCUAUAUCUUCAGCGCUGUAGGUGAUAUUGAAGGGCAGUACGCCAUCAAACACAAGCAAUGCCUAGCCUUGAGCGAAGGACAGGCCCUUGACUGCCUUGACCAUGGAAGUUGCAAUGGAGGAUGGAUGCACGAAGUUAUGCAGGAACUAGCUCAAAAAAAGGAAAAGUUGGAAAAGGAGUCAGACUAUCCCUAUAAAGAUAAAAAAAGAGAUUGUAAAGAAGACGCCAGUAAGGGUAUUGUGCUGGUAAAAAAUGGCACUAAGCUCACUAUCGCCGACGAGGAGGAGUUGAAGAACAAAUUGGUAAACUUAGGACCUUUAGCAGUCGCUCUAAACGCCGAUGACUUUUUCCAUUACGAGAAAGGUAUACUAGAACCUCGUGACUGCAAAAAUCAACCACCUAACCAUGGCGUGGUCCUGAUCGGGUAUGGAGAAGAAAAAGGCAAGAAGUUCUGGAUUAUUAAAAACUCGUGGGGAACGGGUUGGGGUGAAAAAGGCUACGUGAGGCUGUUACGAGGAGUCGACGCUUGCGGCAUGGGCACCAGCUACACCGCGCACUCCGAAGUGGUUUAGGCUCUCUUUAUCAUCGCUUUAUUAAAAGGGCACUAGCUACGGCACCUUAUCUUCACCCGUUAAAUUUACCGUGCAUUCCUGGAUUGCAUGUCGCACAUAAGUCGCUUCACUUACCAUAACUUUAACGUUAAUGAUGUCAUCAUUACCUUAAUCAAUGCAUCUCAUUAAUCAAAAUUUUACUUUUGGCUUAAAUUUUAUAAAUUUCUUAAUAUUUGGACACUAAAAUAAAAUUGUUACAUAUGUUUGAA